This is a messenger RNA of Cyclopterus lumpus (lumpfish), 2583 nucleotides long. It is a transcript of the gene ctps1a, whose product is annotated as CTP synthase 1a. Bases 275 to 2110 code for a protein of 611 amino acids. Gene Ontology annotation, biological process: pyrimidine nucleobase biosynthetic process; CTP biosynthetic process. Lineage: Eukaryota; Metazoa; Chordata; Actinopteri; Perciformes; Cyclopteridae. Gene Ontology annotation, cellular component: cytoophidium; cytoplasm. The record is from RefSeq and is a predicted model, not a curated record. The transcript has 18 exons. Gene Ontology annotation, molecular function: identical protein binding; CTP synthase activity.
CAGUUCCGGGUGUUCUGGCUACAUUGAAGUUGUCGGGCUGGUGAAAUGGAUUUAUGAAGUACAGUUCGCUGCUCUUCGUAUUUACAGACAGUAACUUUUAGUUUAGUAGAAGUUUGAGUUUGUGCGCGUGCACCAACGAAGGCCUUUUUUGUUUUGUGUGUCUUGUUGUGAUGAUCGAACACAGCUAGCUUAAAGCUGGCGGUUUUACAUUGGUCUCGUUCACUUUGAGGACGGGCGUAACCUGGGCGGGCGGUGCGCUCUUGUCCUCUUAAGCAUGAAAAGAGGAAUCAGGAGGUUCCCACCCGCUCGGUCGAUACGACACCAGAGCAGAAUGAUGAAGUACAUCCUGGUAACCGGAGGAGUCAUCUCGGGCAUCGGCAAAGGCAUCAUUGCGAGCAGCGUGGGCACAAUCCUGAAGUCCUGCGGCCUGCAUGUGACCGCCAUCAAGAUCGACCCGUACAUCAACAUAGACGCGGGCACAUUUUCACCCUAUGAGCACGGGGAAGUGUUUGUGCUGGAUGACGGUGGUGAGGUGGACUUGGAUCUGGGGAACUACGAACGCUUCCUCGACAUCCGGCUGACCAGAGACAACAACUUGACCACCGGCAAGAUCUAUCAGUCGGUCAUCAACAAAGAGAGGAGGGGAGACUACCUGGGGAAGACUGUGCAGGUGGUGCCACACAUUACAGAUGCCAUCCAGGAAUGGGUUGUGAAACAGGCCAAAGUGCCAGUUGAUGACGACGAUGUAGAACCUCAAGUGUGUGUAAUAGAGUUAGGAGGCACUGUUGGCGACAUCGAGAGUAUGCCUUUCAUCGAGGCCUUCAGGCAGUUCCAGUUCAAAGUGAAGAGGGAGAACUUCUGCAACAUUCACGUCAGUUUGAUACCACAGCCCAGUGCAACGGGGGAGCAAAAGACCAAACCAACACAGAACAGCGUCAGAGAGCUGAGAGGACUGGGUUUGUCCCCUGAUCUGAUCAUGUGUCGCUGCUCCACCGCUCUGGAGAACUCGGUCAAAGAGAAGAUCUCCAUGUUCUGCCACGUAGAACCUGAACAGGUCAUCUGUGUGCACGACGUGUCGUCCAUCUACAAAGUGCCGUUGCUGCUGGAGAAACAGGGUGUGGUGGGCUACCUCAGCAGGAGGCUGGACAUGCCCAUAGGGACUCGGCCCAGGAGAAUGCUGACCAAGUGGAAGGAGAUGUCAGACAGGUCAGACAGACUGCUGGAGCACUGCUCGAUAGCUCUGGUCGGGAAGUACACAAAGUUUUCCGACUCCUAUGCUUCUGUCAUCAAGGCGCUGGAGCACUCGGCCCUGGCCAUUAGCCAUAAAUUGGAGGUUAUGUAUAUAGACUCUGCGUCGUUGGAGCCCAGCACGCUGCAGGAUGAGCCGGUGAAAUACCACGAGGCGUGGCAGAAGCUCUGCAGCGCAGAUGGCAUCCUGGUGCCGGGAGGUUUCGGUGUCCGAGGAACCGAAGGAAAGAUUCAUGCCAUCAACUGGGCCAGGAAACAGAAAAAACCCUUCCUAGGUGUGUGUCUUGGAAUGCAGUUGGCGGUUUGUGAAUUUGCCAGGAACAUACUCGGCUGGACAGAUGCCAACUCAACUGAGUUUGACCCAGAAUCAAAGCACCCUGUGGUGAUCGACAUGCCAGAACACAACCCCGGGCAGAUGGGCGGCACUAUGAGGCUCGGGAAGAGACGGACCAUUUUCAAGACUAACAACAGCGUACUACGGAAACUUUAUGGAGAUGCAGAAUAUGUGGAUGAAAGGCACCGGCAUCGCUUUGAAGUCAAUCCGGAGCUCAAGAGUCACUUUGAAGAGAAGGGCUUCCGCUUUGUAGGUCAAGACGUGGAAGGGGAGAGGAUGGAGGUCAUAGAGCUCGACGAUCAUCCAUACUUUGUCGGAGUGCAGUAUCACCCCGAGUUCACCUCUCGCCCCAUUAAGCCAUCACCCCCUUACCUUGGUUUGCUGCUGGCUGCAGCCGGCAAGCUGCAGAGCUACUUACAGAAGGGCUGCCGUCUGUCUCCACGGGAUACAUACAGCGAUCGGAGUGGCAGCAGCACCCCAGACUUGGAGAUAUCAGAGUUGAAAUUGCUUUCCAUCUCCAAUGAAUGACUUGAGUUACACAAUACUUGUAGAAAUGAGUUUCACAAGGCUGUUUCAUUUACCGCCAGAUACCAAAGUCUCAAUGUUGUCACUUGGUGCUUUUUGAAUUAGUUUGCCCAAUAUCAAAUGUGCCUCAGGGCUUUACAAUUAGUUGGUUAAAGUUAUCUACAGCAGAAAAUAUGGAAACAUUUACACCAAAGUACUGGUUCUCAAUCAAGUACCAAUAAGUUUAUGAAAUCAGAUCGUUUCACAGUAAAUCUGAGAAACAAUUCUCUAGUUUAAAGCACUUUGCUGAAAUUUUUUUUGCGUUGUACCAGUGUGGCCUUAUUUUGAAGGUGUAUGAACUAAGCAAUUUGAUUUUUCCUUUUAUCGAGAAGGGAAAUCUCAUUUUAAUGAGUGUGUUGUGUAAGACAUUGGAGGCUUAUAAGAUUGCCGUUUCCUAUCUAAAUGUGCUUAUGUGAAUAAAUACCAGGAUCUCAAAA